AUGGCUCCUUCCCGAUGAGCCAGCGCAUCUUCCCACCAUCCUUCUGGAACAGCACGUACCAGCCCUCAUCGGUCUCAGCCACCCUGAGCAGCCCCCUGGCCGCUGCUGCUCACAGCGAGCUGCCCUUCGCCGCCACCGCAGACCCCUACGCACCUGCCUCCCUGCACAGUCACCUGCACCAGGGUGGCCCCGAGCCCUGGCACCAUGCUCACCACCACCACCACCAGCACCACCACCACCCCUACAUCGGCACACAGAGCACCGCCUACCCCCGCCCUACAGCUGUGCAUGAGGUCUACGGGCCCCACUUUGACCCCCGCUAUGGCUCCCUCCUGGGGCCACCCCCCCGGCUCACCCCUGCCUCUGUGCCCACGCCGGUCAGCCCCCCCUGUGAACUGGGCAAGAGCGAGGCGGGAGCUGCUGCAGCCUGGACGACACCAGGACCCUUCCCCAAUGCAGCAGGGGAAAUGGCACAGAGCCUCAGCCUCAAUGUGGACACAGCUCGCCGUUACUCCUUCUGUGGUGGAUCCCUUCUGAGCUGA
Nestor notabilis (Kea) is the source of this 542-nucleotide messenger RNA. RefSeq names its product vestigial-like family member 2 (gene VGLL2). The record is from RefSeq and is a predicted model, not a curated record. Gene Ontology annotation, biological process: regulation of transcription by RNA polymerase II. Gene Ontology annotation, cellular component: nucleus. NCBI's taxonomy places the organism in Eukaryota, Metazoa, Chordata, Aves, Psittaciformes, Psittacidae.